This is a messenger RNA of Cydia strobilella, 676 nucleotides long. RefSeq lists its product as uncharacterized. NCBI's taxonomy places the organism in Eukaryota, Metazoa, Arthropoda, Insecta, Lepidoptera, Tortricidae. The transcript has 6 exons. The record is from RefSeq and is a predicted model, not a curated record. The coding region runs from base 113 to 655 and encodes 180 amino acids.
UGUUUCCUCUCAAGUUAUUGUGUGACCUACUGAUUCGAGAGUCAGUCGUGUUAAUAAAAAUAAAAUACCUUUCGCAUUUUUACUUCAUAUUUAUUAAUUUGUAUAUCCGACGAUGUGGAAACUUAUAUGUAUGUGUUUUUGGACCUAUGUUAUACUGACGGAAGGGGUAACCGAUAAGCCUUCUGUGCACUGGUGGUGCGAUGAAAUAGAGUGUUAUUACAGUGAUACAAUAAUACCCUUCGAAGAAAAAUGUGAUAGCAACAAAUCCAUCCCUUAUCUUUUUAACAGUACCACUGGAACUUGCGAAUUGAACUUAAUUGGAUUGUUACUGUCAUUUAGAGUUUUAAAUAAUAGAUUAGGAGGCGUUGUUGCAGAGAAAAGCCGCAAGAGCAAUGAGAUUAUUUUUCAACGAGUGAUUAAUGCGGGCAAAAUUUUUGCGGGAUUUGCAAGCGUGUGUUUAUUUUUAGGAUGCUUUUAUUGUUAUUGGGUGCAAUAUUCGAAUCAUCAAUUGAGGAGAAGCUUAAAAGUAAUAGAAAAAAAGAUAGAAGUACAAGAAACAAACAAGCAAAAAGUUAAAAGGAAAGAAAAUAAAGAAAGUGAAAAAACAGACAGAUGUAAAACCGUGCCCGAAGAAGUCAAAGUCUCCGUUGUUUAAUCCAGUUGUCUUAAUAUCGAG